This is a messenger RNA of Dicrocoelium dendriticum, 1347 nucleotides long. NCBI's taxonomy places the organism in Eukaryota, Metazoa, Platyhelminthes, Trematoda, Plagiorchiida, Dicrocoeliidae. The record is from the annotation of a GenBank genome assembly.
GCUGUACCAAGCCACACGGUAUAGGUUCAGUAUAUUUAGUCCGUUUGGUUCGUUCUUUGGGGUCCCGAUGAAUGUUUGCGCGGAAGAAGUUACUUUCCACAAAAUUAUCAACAAACUUAAGAUAUCUGAUGAUCCACUAUCUCUGCUAAAGAAGCUUAGUGGCAAUGGAUUAAAUAUUGCGGCACUCAGCCACCAUUCGGAGUUUUCUUCAAUGAUAAUCGAAGUUGUUUGCAAUCACUUCGGAAUGGGACUUAAAAUAAUGAUGGAUGCAGGAGUCGACCUUGCUUGUCAGCACCCCGAUACGGGCGACUCACCACUUUUGGCAGUGUGCGCGGAGGGCCUCUGUGGUCCCAUACGUCAACUGAUCUCCCACCUCCCCCCGAUUACGUUGCUCAACGCAAAUCAUUCGGCAACCACCCCUCUGAAACUGCUAUUGGCUCGCGCGCACACCGAGUGUGGAUGCCUUCAGCUAUUGCUAAAUCGCUUACCUCUCACAGCGCUUUUAUUGCCAAAAUGCCUGGUUGCUGCCAAAGACAUUUGUGCAGCAUCUCCUAUACCGGUGGACCCCUUUGAAUCUGCUGUGCUACAACGUGAAAACUCAAGACAUUGUCAGUACAGUAACUUCAACACCGCAAUCAUGCCGCUGGCUGUGCUGCUAGAACGCAUCCGAUCGACAGAUCCCCGACGCAUUCUAGGAGUUGUGGAAUUGUGGAUGAAGUCCAAUUUGUUGUUGCUACUAGUUCCCAACUCCUCGCCGCAACAAGAGAGCAACUUGGCAGCGAUUUGGGCACGGUUAAUCGAACCGCGGGUGAAGGAAUGGGACAUCGACUCCAACGAGAAGGAUCAAAUUUGUAAAAGGACAUUUGAAGCGCUGAAGCAUUUAAUCAUUUUGGAUCAACUUGAUGGCAGAACCGUGUGGCAGAAGUUAAGCGAUCGCGCCGAUGAAGCACUCGGGACAGAAGAGAGCGAUCUGAGCAAGAGGUUCAUAAGUGCCCAACGCGCCACAGGAUUUCCGCUUUCCCUUCAAUCGCUCGUGGUGCGCGCGCUGCGCGUGUGGUUUCAACGACGUUUUGUGAAUCACUGCCUUGAUACCGAAUCACUGACAGACGCGUACGGCGCGUUAGUAUUUGCAGAUUGGACAUGUCAGUUACCGGUGCCAUCUCUGGUGAAGGACAUUAUACUACUCGAUACGGUACGCUUCGAGGUGCACGCGUGAGAGUACAAAACAGAUGCAACCGAGAACUCCGAAUCAUGGUGAAUAGUUGUCCAAGCGAGUUUAUGAAAUUAGAACACAGAUGAAACUCAUUUAUAUUUUAUGUACAAAACGCAAAAACAUUUUGAUGGUAU